Molecule: messenger RNA, 1317 nt
Organism: Thlaspi arvense
Lineage: Eukaryota; Viridiplantae; Streptophyta; Magnoliopsida; Brassicales; Brassicaceae
Source: the annotation of a GenBank genome assembly
AUGAGGAGGUUUUUCAACAGGGGUUCUGGCGACUCUUCACAGCCUUCGCCGGAAUCUCCGGCACCGUCGCCUUCGUCCCUCUCCACCACUGGGCCAGCGCGGCCGAUCCGCCUCGUCUACUGCGACGAGAAAGGCAAGUUCCGGAUGGAUCCCGAGGCUGUAGCGACGCUUCAGCUGGUCAAGGAGCCUGUCGGUGUCGUCUCCGUCUGUGGUCGUGCUCGCCAGGGCAAGAGUUUCAUCCUAAAUCAGGGGAAACCAAAGGAGAAGCAAAAACCGAAGUUGAAGUCAAAGCAGAAGCAGAAGCAGAAGCAGAAGUUGAAGCCAAAGGGGAAGAAGCAGAAGUUGAAGCUGAAUGAGAAGAAGCAGAAGUUGAAGCUCAAGCAGAAGUCAAUGGUAUGCCUUGCUGAACCUUACCUCUCCAGGCUUGCGCCUGAAGUUGCCUUGCCUGGCCUAGUUGUUUUGAGAGAAGAGAGAUUGGAAGAUCCACAAAUUUUCUUUCAUGCUGCUGGAUGGCUAUGCCCUUUUCUAGAGGCCUGUGGGAGAUUUGGGAUCCUGGAGGUUGUUCUUUGCCAAACCACGCAACUUGGUGUGUUUCUUGUAUUGCUUCUGCACUAUGACAGAUGGGUAUCAGUGCCCUCAGGCAUGUGUGGUGCACGCUUAGUGCCUGACCUUGGUCUAGGCAAGGGAACAUAUAGCACGCAGAUAUUUUCCUUAGCUGUCCUUUUAUCAAGCAUGUUCAUAUACAACCAGAUGGGUGGUAUUGAUGAGGCAGCACUUGAUCGUCUCUCCCUCGUCACUGAAAUGACUAAACAUAUUCGUGUAAGAGCUUCUGGAGGCCGGAGUAGUGCUUCUGAACUUGGGCAAUUUUCCCCAAUAUUUGUUUGGCUUUUGAGGGACUUCUAUCUCGAUUUGGUGGAGGAUAAUAGGAAAAUAACACCCCGUGACUAUCUAGAGCUUGCUCUAAGGCCAGUUCAAGGGAGUGGACGAGAUUUAGCCACCAAAAAUGAGAUACGUGAGUCAAUUCGGGCUCUUUUUCCUGAUAGAGAAUGUUUCACCCUUGUCCGGCCUCUGAGCAGUGAAAGCGAACUCCAGCGGCUUGACCAAAUUCCUUUGGACAAAUUAAGAUCAGAGUUUAGAUCUGGUCUAGAUGCUUUGACGAAGUUUGUUUUUGAGAGGACUAGGCCCAAGCAAGUAGGGGCAACUGUAAUGACGGGACCAAUCCUUGCUCGUAUAACUCAGUCUUUUUUGGAUGCAAUUAAUAAUGGUGCAGUACCAACAAUAACAUCCUCGUGGCAGAAUGCUGCAUUCUUUUCUUAA